Messenger RNA from Eimeria mitis, 951 nucleotides. RefSeq lists its product as uncharacterized. The record is from RefSeq and is a predicted model, not a curated record. Lineage: Eukaryota; Apicomplexa; Conoidasida; Eucoccidiorida; Eimeriidae. The transcript is spliced from 4 exons. The coding region runs from base 1 to 951 and encodes 316 amino acids.
AUGAGGGCCUCUGCUGCACGACAUCUCUGCCUUGCCGUGGACUAUUUUGGGGGUUUUCUCCUUCGGCUUGCCGCUGCCGCAGGUGCUGCAGUGUAUGGAUCGGCUGCGGCAAUCGUGCGGGAGCGCGAGCGCCUCCUGGCGCAGCCCCGCAGGUCGCGAGACCGCGCAGCUGCUGCUGCACAGGAAGCAGCAGCAGGAGCAGCAGCAGGAGCAGCAGCAGCAGCAGGAGGAGGAGCAGCAGCAGCAGCAGCAGGAGCAGCAGCAGGAGCGGCGGGGACAGGAGUGCAGAUGACUCGUAUAUCACCAGACGCAGCAGCAGAAAACAGGGAGAGGUCCGAAGUGCCGCAGCAGCAGCAGCAGCAACAGCAGCAACAGCAGCAGCAGCAGCAGCAGCAACAGCAGCAGCAGCAGCAGCAAGAGCAAACAGCAGCACCGCGUCAGUUCACGCGUGCUGCUCUUCAUGCUGCUUCACCUCCUGCUUCUCCAGCAGCAGCAGCAGCAGCAGCAGCAGCAGCAGCAACCCCAUCAGCAUCCCCCGACGGAUCGAUCCGCCCGAAUAUGCAGCAACAGCAGCAGCAACAGCAGCAGCAACAGCAGCAGCAGCAGCAGGAGCAGCAGGAGGAGGAGUCUCCGGUGCCGUCACCACCGCCGUCGCCGCAGCUGCAGCUGAAACACCCAGGUAUACGAGUGACGCAGAAGCCCGCGAGUGCAGCAGCAGACAGCGAGGAUUCUGGUGGUUCUGCUGCUGCUGCUGCUGCUACUGCUGCUGUCUUGGAGGACAUAGAGGAGAGAGCAAAAGCAGCAGCAGCAGCAGCAGCAGAAGCAGCAGCAGCAGCAGCUGAAAAGAAAGGCUCCAGUGCUGCAGCAGCAGCAUAUGCUGCUGCAGCAAGUGCUGCUGCAGCAAGUGCUGCAGCAGUUGCUGCUGCUGCGCUGCACAUAUGUGUUGGAUAG